AUGAAACUGAUCUUCAGAAACAUAUGGGAAUUUGUAGUUCGUGUGAGGCAACGAAUGUAGCCACCAUGGCCAAAGUGAUCCUUCAAGAUGGGAGGCUUCAAGAAUUUGCAUGUCCAGUUAAGGUUUCACAGGUUUUAGAGAAAAACCCCAGCUGUUUUUUGUCCAACAUGGAUGAUAUGGACUUCGACAGCUUCAUUUCCAUCAUUAAUGGCGACGAAGAUCUUCAACCGGGUCGGCUUUACUUUGCCUUGCCGAUGAGCUGGUUAAAGAGUCCGCUCAGAGGCGAGAAGAUGGCGUCUUUGGUCGUGAAAGCGAGCUUGGCUUUGAAGAAGAGGAAGGGCGGUGGUGGCCGCCAUGGCGACCGGAAGUGUUGCGGGUCGUGUAGGGUGAAAACAGAUGAUGUUUUAAUGUAUACUACGGCCCCUAGGAUUUUGGAUCCGGCUAGUCCGAAGGUUGUCGUCGGCAGUGGAGGUGGACGUGGGAGCAGGUCCGGUAGUCGAGGAUCCAUGGUGAGGCAGAGACGCCAAGGCGGCGGUAGUCUUGGUCGUGGUCGUGGAAGAGGUCAUUUUGCUACAAAGUUGAGCGUUAUUAUAGAGGAAAAAGGAGAUGAUCAUCGGAGUUGAUGACCAUAUAUUAGGGUUUCAAUAUAUCCUUGGAAAGUGUAGACGAUGAUCAUGUGAAGAAAUCAAAUUAAAAGAGAGCAUGUUUGAGGAAGGAGCUGAUCAGUUUGUUCUUGGUUAUUAAUUAAUCCAAGAAGAAAGACAAAAGUAAUUAAUUAAAUUCCAUUUGAGGUGACAUCUACAGAGAAAAAAAGCAUAUAAUAGAGAAACUUU
Pistacia vera is the source of this 833-nucleotide messenger RNA. RefSeq lists its product as uncharacterized. The record is from RefSeq and is a predicted model, not a curated record. The transcript is spliced from 2 exons. NCBI's taxonomy places the organism in Eukaryota, Viridiplantae, Streptophyta, Magnoliopsida, Sapindales, Anacardiaceae. Bases 24 to 623 code for a protein of 199 amino acids.